AUGGCUCAAAUCGUAAGACAAAGUAAGUUCCGACAUGUGUUUUGUAAGCCUGUCAAGCACGAACAAUGCAUGUCCGACAUUCGGGUAAACAUUUAAAGUUUUAAAGUUUUAAUUUUUCUCUUAAUUAGGUAACGGAAAUAACCUGGGACUCACUGUUCUGCGACGUCAAUCCCAAGUUCAUCGCUCUCAUUACAAGAGGCGCUGGAGGUCCUUUCAUGGUCAUACCUGUUAAUAAGGUGAAACUUUUCUCUAUUCUUUCAACCCAGACCCAAGACCUGUCAAAGACUAGAACCAUCUAUAUCUCACCUCCCUCCAGUCGGCUUCUGACCGGAUUUCUGGCAAGUUCGCGUGGGAACGCUGCGUGUGCAAAUACUCUUGUUUCAAUACGUAACCUAUAGAUACGUUAGAAAAUUUUGAGAGGUUUUUUUUCUCUAUUCGAGUGAAACGAACAAAACAUUUUUCAUGAUUUUACUGUGUGGUAAAAGAGUAGAAAUCGGAAAUUAUCUUUCAUUCUAAGGUUAAAAACAAGGUGGAUUCGUUUUAAUAUUUUUUCGUCGUUUUAGUUCAUACUGCUUAGUUUAUCUACUUAUCUAAACUCAUUUACUCCAGGUAACUGAAAAUUUUUCCUCUGUUUGCCAACGGAAUUAUAUCGCAAUGUCAGCAAACAUCAUCUUUGAAAUAUGUAUAACUUUCACUAUUCGUUUUUUUUAAUUGAAAAAAAUGUGAAAGUGCGAUUCAGGUUGUGUACAGCAGCUACGCGCAGAGUUCUAACGGAAAUGUGUAAAAGUCUGAAUGGCUUGCCGCAAGCAAGCCGCUUGCGGCCAGAAAUUCUCAAAAGUCGGGAUUUCAUUGUGAUUUUGAAACUAAAAUUCUUUAAAAAUUCGUACUGACUAUUUUUUGAAUGUUGAAAAAUGAAGAUCUCGUAGGUCGGCCGCAUCGACAAGGACUAUCCUUUUGUCGAUGCACACAAGGCGCCGUGUCUCGAAGUCGCGUGGAGUCCAUUCAACGACAAUGUCAUUGCCUCGUGUUCAGAAGACACAACAUGCAAGGUAGGAAUCUACCGAAAUUCCUCUGAAAAGCGGAAAAUAUCAACUAAACUUCAUUCCGCGUUCAUUUCAGAGAAACUAUAUGUAGAUACUUCUAAACAUUUUCUUUUCGUGAAAUACUUCACUAGUCGUGUGAAAACCUUCCUCAAUAUUUUUUUCCUCUUCAAAGCCUUUGAAUGCAAUUUGUUGGAUUAUUGGAUAUCAAAUACUAAUUAUUCAAAAAAAAAAAGCUAUAAAUCAAUAAUUUAGUUUGAUUUCAAGAAGAAAAUUAAAACUUCCCAGACAUUCCUUUGAUGCUUUUUUACAGUUUGAAUUCAUUGCUAGGAUUUUUUGAAACUUUUUGUCUCAAACUUUGGCAAACUUUUUUAAAGAAGGAAUGAAUAUGUUAGGACUCCCUCUUGCAGGUUUGGGUGAUUCCAGACCGCGGACUUUCGCGAAAUCUUGUCGAACCGGCCGUUGAGCUGUGCGGCCACCAGAAACGCGUCAACACCCUCGCCUGGCAUCCCACUGCCAACAACGUCUUGCUCACUGCUGGCUCGUUCCACUUAUUGACUACUUUUUUCUUUUCGAAUACAGAUCACAACAAAUCAAAGUCCUCAAAGUGCAGUGGUCGCUAGAAAACAUGAUUUUUUUUUAGCAAAAAAAGAGUGCAGAACACAUGUUGACGUCUUUUCCAACCAUUGAUCAAAAAAACACAGAUUUAUUAGGACUGAUUAUCUAAGUAAAGCAUAAAUAUUGAAGGUGGCGAGAACAUCAUGUACCUCUGGAACGUGGGAACUGGAGAAGCUCUUCUGGAGAUCGCCGGUCAUCCAGACCAAAUCUUCAGCAUCAGUUUCAACUACGAUGGCAGCCAGUUUGUUACGGCCUGCAAAGUGAUUUUUACAGGAAAAUUUGCAAUAAUGUAAGAUUUUUUAAGGAUAAGAAAAUCAGGAUUUUGGACUCACACACCGGUGCCGUUCUACAUGAAGGAGUCGGUCACGAGGGAGUCAAGCCUCAAAGAGCCAUUUUCGUCAAGGACGGCCUGGUUCUUACUACGGGGUUGGAGCUCUGAAAUAUCGGAAAGAUAUUCAAUAUUAUUUUUCAGUUUCACCAAAAGAUCUGAGAGACUUUUUGCGCUUCGAGCUCCAGUAAGUCACCACUCACCGAAUAGUUUCUUUUUCAGCUCUUUAAAAAAGUUGCUUGAAACCAUCUCGAGAAGAACUUUUCUUGAAAAUUUUUUUUGAAAAAAUAUCUCUACUUUUUUUCAGAAAAAAAGACUUUAAAUUUAAAUUUUAAAAAAAUAUUAAGGAAGACUUAUCGACACCAAUAAUAGAAGAAGAGCUUGACACGUCCAACGGAGUGUUGUUUCCAUUUUUCGACGAAGAUACCGGCUUGCUCUACCUUUGCGGAAAGGUUCUUAAGAGUUAUUACACUUACAACUUUGUUUGUGUACUUGAUCAAUUGAAAAAAUCUCGGAAUGAAAGAAAAGUUUCAGAAAUUUCAGUACUCCUAGGCCGUUCAUGGAAGUUUCAAUUAUCGACGUUUCUUACUAGGGAACUACUCGGACUCGGGUACCCGUUUCGAGUUGAAACUUUGGUGGCUCAUGGACACGGCUAAGAGUACUUGAAAACAAGAGAGAUUAUCUGCUAAACCCCAUAGGCUUUUGAGAAAAAGCUUUUUGAAAAUGAACAAUUUAGGCUUGAAAAUUAUCAAGUAUUUGCUUUCCUCCUUUUGACUGGAAAAAAGUUUUUUAGAGUUAAUCAUAGCCGGAUCAUUCAAGGCGAUUGUAUUAAAAUAUGAAAUAAGGUAGAAAGCAGUAUUCUGAAAAUUUCCAAGCCUAUUUUUCACAUUUUCUACUAUUUUUUUUCUUAGUUCUCUAUUGGGUUUAGCAGAUAUUCUCCCUUGUUUUCAAGUAUUCUGACUUGGGUCUAUAAACCACUAAAGUUUGAACUCGAAACGCGUACCCGAGUCCGAGUAGUUUCCUAGUUAGAACUAUCAACGAACUAUUGCUGAAAAAAUUUUGAAAGAAUGAAACAUAUUUUCUAAAGGGCGACUGCGCAAUUCGUUACUACGAAGUGAACAACGAAGCGCCAUUCGUGCACUACAUCAACACCUACACGACAAGUGAGCCUCAAAGAGCUAUCGGUUUCCAAUCGAAGCGAGGCAUCAGCUCGGAAGAAAACGAAGUAGUCAGGUAAGAACUUCAUAAAAACUUUUUUUUGAAACAUUCAAAAUUACAGAAUCUAUAAGCUGACUACGAAGGGAAUUGUCGACAUACUUCAGUUUUUCGUGCCUAGGAAGUCAGACUUGUUCCAGGUUUUUUUUUUUCAGACUUGUUCCGGGUUUUUUUUUAGAAAAAAAAGUUUUGCUCAUUUUCCAGCACGAUCUGUACCCAGACACACGGUCCACGAUUCCGGCGAUGACGGCUGAAGAGUUCAGCGAAGGCAAGAACGCUCCUCCGAACAGGCAGCCUGUCAACGCCGAAGCAGCCGCUGCCUCUGCUAAGCCAAAAGUCGCCGUCGUCAAAAAAGCCAACAUUCUUAACACUCUGGCGCCCACUGCGUUAGUGAUAUUUUUUGAACUUCAGUCACAAUUUUCUUUCUCAGGGCCGAAUCUCCACAAGCAAAAUCAUACUCUGAAACGCCGUCAGCGCAAUCGUAAGACGUUGAAUAAUUAACCUACAGAAUAUUUACCUUCAGAAGUGCUGCUCCUUCUCCACGGCCAAGCUCUCAAGCUUCUCCUCGACAGCGGCCAGUUGUCGUCGACGAUGACAUGGGAAUCGUCACGAUGCGAGAGGUAUUCUAAUCAAUUCAGAAUACUAAUAUCUCAUAGUCUUCAGCAAGCUCCGAGCAGACCGGCGUCGAGUAGAGCUUCGCGAUCGGAGAUCCCACCUAAAGAAGAGCCGAAAACCGACCCCAUGAAACCAAAACAAGCGGUUUGUUCCUUCCAGUUAAUCAGUAAUGAAGAAGUAACAUAACAACCUACCCCCCUCUCCCUUAUCACUUUCCUUACUAAUUAUUAUCCGUCUAAAGGUCCAACUAAAAUCCCGAGCCGACAGAGAUGAGCCAGGAGCCAUGACCGCUGGUCAGCGAAGAGCCGCUGCCGAAUUAGAUCGCAUAAAAAGAGAUCAGGUUCAUUAUUUUUCAAUUCGAUCAAAUUUGAAACUCGACGUUUUUUCAAAUUUAACGAAGAUUCACUCAAUGGAAGCCAUUAAAGAUUGUUAACCCUACAGUCACGCCUACCGGAUGCGGAAGAGCUGGCUCCGCCGAUACCUCAAGGCGGACAAUCUGCUUCGCGAAGAUCCAGCAACGCUGAUAUCGGGGCACGUAUCACUUCUGCUUCUGCUUUUCUAUCUAUUUCACUAGAGAACUCACUUAUUUACUAAGUUUAUUGAUGUUAUUGAUGCCUCAAAAAAAGAGAUAAUUUUUGUUUUAUAACUUCAAAAUUUUAAAGAGAAUCGCCCCAAACGGAAUAUAUGAGGCUCUGAUCGCAAAAAAAGACUAAAGCCCAUAAUGUAAGGAAAAAUCUCAAUCUACAAAACUUUCUAUUUUCCGAUAAAAGUUUCUUUUAAAAACCAUUAAAAUGAAAAGAAGUUUGACAAGUAUCCAUAAAGUUCUGACCAUUGUGAGUUCAAAUCAAAAAUAAUUCCUUUUUAGGGUUUCUCGGAAGUUGAUAAAAUGAGAACUCAAAAAAAUCAAAAAAAAAAAAUUGCAGAAGGUACCGACAAACAUGGAAGAGCUGCUGGAGGAUCUGAUGAAGAUGAAGGCCGUUUUGCGGCAACAUGAAAGACGAAUCCGCAUGCUCGAGGAAGAAAUCGCCGAGCGGAACAUGAGCAAUGCCUAUUCAUUUUAA
Messenger RNA from Caenorhabditis auriculariae, 4877 nucleotides. NCBI's taxonomy places the organism in Eukaryota, Metazoa, Nematoda, Chromadorea, Rhabditida, Rhabditidae. The record is from the annotation of a GenBank genome assembly.